Thunnus maccoyii (southern bluefin tuna) is the source of this 3432-nucleotide messenger RNA. RefSeq names its product mannosidase, alpha, class 1A, member 1 (gene man1a1). The coding region runs from base 278 to 2146 and encodes 622 amino acids. The record is from RefSeq and is a predicted model, not a curated record. Lineage: Eukaryota; Metazoa; Chordata; Actinopteri; Scombriformes; Scombridae. Gene Ontology annotation, molecular function: calcium ion binding; mannosyl-oligosaccharide 1,2-alpha-mannosidase activity. The transcript has 12 exons. Gene Ontology annotation, cellular component: endoplasmic reticulum; Golgi membrane; extracellular exosome. Gene Ontology annotation, biological process: N-glycan processing; carbohydrate metabolic process.
GCGCCUGUCAGUCACGCCUUUCUCCCGCUGCUUCCUGUGUGAUCCGCUAGACUCGCUCUGUCUGCAGACGGUCUCCGGUAUGGACAGCCGCUUCUCUCCCGGAGUUUCUACCGGAGAUUUUACUACUGUUAUUCUACAUUUGACUCCGUUUAUAUCAUCUGGAAAUGGAUUUCUGAACGGAAUAAGCCGAAGCUGAACCCGCCGUGUGUUAAAUCGAGCGUUUAAACCCUAUUUUUUUUUUUUUGGUUGUUGUUCGAGUUGUUUAAAGGAGGAGAAAAUGCCAGUUGCAACUCUUCUGCCUUUUACCGCGACCCCGAGUAGGAAGUCUGCCAGCCCGACCUCUUUCAGGUUGACAGAGAAAUUUAUUUUGUUGUUAGUGUUCAGCGCUUUUAUCACUCUGUGUUUCGGGGCCAUUUUCUUCCUACCGGACUCGUCCAAGCUGCUCAGCGGAGUUUUCUUUCACUCCUCCGCGGUGGAGACCAACACCCGCACCGGUCCGGACAGCAGCGACUCCGGGUCGGCUGGAAACGACGAGCGGGUCCUGGCUAAAAUCAGGAAAGACCACGAAAAAGCUCUGAUAGAGGCUAAGGAUACUCUACAAAAACGACCCGAUGAGAUAAAACAGGACAUUAUAAACGAGAAGGAGAAAGUUGUAAAGGAGAGUCUGGGUCAAGGUGGGAAGGAUGUCAAUAAUUUACCGUUCGUCGAGUAUCACCGGCCGCCCGGAGCGACGGGACACGAACCGCUGGACUCCGAAACCAGGGACAGACGGGCUAAAAUCAAAGAGAUGAUGAAACAUGCGUGGGACAGCUACAGGCGCUACGCCUGGGGUUCCAAUGAGCUCAGGCCGGUCUCCAAGCAAGGCCACUCCAGCAAUCUGUUUGGAAGUAUAAAGGGAGCGACGAUAGUGGAUGCCCUGGAUACGCUCUAUGUUAUGGAAAUGUUUGAAGAAUUCGAUGCAGCUACCGACUGGGUAGAGAAGAACCUCGACUUCAAUGUGAACGCUGAAGUGUCCGUGUUUGAGGUGAACAUCCGGUUUGUUGGAGGUCUGCUGUCUGCGUACUACCUGUCUGGGAAGGAGGUGUUUCGUAGAAAGGCGGUGGAGCUGGGCGAAAAGCUGCUGCCAGCCUUCAAAACACCCACCGGGAUCCCCUGGGCUCUGCUUAACCUCAAGAGUGGUAUUGGUAGAAACUGGCCGUGGGCGUCAGGUGGCAGCAGCAUCCUGGCAGAGUACGGCACCUUGCAUCUGGAGUUCAUGCACCUCAGCAAACUCUCUGGAAAUCCCGACUUUGCUCAGAAGGUAAUGAACAUCCGGAAAGUACUAAAUCGCCUGGACAAACCCCAGGGGCUCUACCCUAACUACCUGAACCCCAACAGUGGCCAGUGGGGCCAACAUCACGUGUCUGUGGGUGGCCUAGGUGACAGUUUCUAUGAGUACCUGCUCAAGGCCUGGCUGAUGUCUGACAAGACAGAUGAGGAAGGCAAGAAGAUGUACUAUGAUGCCCUGCAGGCGAUAGAAACCAACCUGAUGAGGAAGUCGAGCGGUGGGCUGACUUACAUCGCUGAGUGGAAGGGGGGGCUGCUGGAGCAUAAGAUGGGUCACCUGACCUGUUUCGCGGGCGGCAUGAUCGCUCUCGGUGCUGAUGGAGCGCCCAGCGACAAGACGGGCCACCAGAUGGAGCAGGCGGCAGAGAUCGCCCGGACCUGUCACGAGUCUUAUUCCAGGACCGCUUUAAAGUUGGGUCCAGAAGCGUUUCGUUUUGACGGAGGGGUCGAGGCUAUCGCUACACGCCAGAACGAGAAAUACUUCAUCCUCCGACCCGAGGUCAUCGAGACCUACAUGUACAUGUGGAGGUUUACCCACGACCCCAAAUACAGAGAGUGGGGCUGGGAGGCUGUUCAGGCCUUGGAGCAGCACUGUAAGGUAGAAGGAGGCUACAGCGGCGUCAGAGACGUCUACGCUUCAUCUCCCAACCACGACGACGUACAACAGAGCUUCUACUUGGCAGAGACGCUCAAGUAUCUCUACCUGCUCUUCUCUGAUGACGACCACCUGCCGUUUGAGCACUGGGUCUUUAACACCGAGGCUCAUCCACUGCCGGUCAUCAGGAAGGACAAAACAGACAGACCCAAUGAAGUGGAGUAGCGGACCCUCCUGCGCUGACAACCCAAAACAAGUGCGAGAACCUCUGAUCCUGUGUACCUGAGCCUCCAGCUGUCUGUCUGAAACAGUUUAGCCAUUUGGAGUUCCCAGUGGCUUCGGAUGCCUCUUGAUUGGACAUUGAUUUUAGUUUUUUUUUUUAUUUGUAAUGGGAUCAAAAGAGAAUUCAAGCCUGCCAGCGCUGAAUUCCUGCUGUUGCAUCUACUUCAGAAAGUGAUUUUUUUUUUUUUUUUAGACAUUUUUAGCUCUGGUUGAGUCCAGACGCUGGUCUGAACCAACAUAUUAACUGCUGGAUAACGUCAUAACUCGUCAAAAUGUAAUGAAAUGUCCCUCUGCUUGAGUUUAAUGUGAUGAAUUCCAGCGCUAUCUAUUGUAAGUUUGUAAUAUUCUUGUAUUAUAAAAGCGGUACCAUCUGAAGAUGUCAUUACAUUAAGUGGCAGUUUAUUCCACUACCAGGUUUUAUCACAUCUUCCAACUCAUUUAGAGGGACAAUCUGACCAGUUAUCACAUUAUUCCUCAGUUAUGUUGUUGUUAGGAGCUGCAGCUCCACCUGUUGUCUGUUUUUUUGUGAAGGAGAACACUGAAAGACCUGAACCAGUUGUCUCCCUGAUGUGGAUAUUUUGGACCGCAGUCUUUGGGCACCAAACCCAGAAAAACUGCAGCUCUCGUCUUGAGGAUCACAAGGCUGACUCAGAGCAACUUAGUGAGCUACAGGACGCUCUGUUCACGUCACAUGCGUCGUCUUUUUCCCCUCUGCUGUACCGCUUCAAUAUCUGAAUAGGAACCAGUAUCUCUGCGUCAGCGAUGGUGCCGCCGCCGCCGCCACUCCACUUUUUACAUUGUCUUCAGGGGAGCACUGGGAGUUCUGCAAUUCUAAAAACAUGGUUGUCUCUGUGGGAGUAAAGGAAAGAUGCCUCUUUUUAUAAACCCACAGAAGCUUUAGACCUCUGCUUCCUCUCCGUCACCUGUUACCUGAAAACACCUGACUGCUCUUUUUUUCCUCUGAGUUCGGUGUGACGCAGGACGACCAGCCACACCAGCUCUCUACCUGCCAGUAACUACACUUUCUCCCCUCGACGUUUACACCAAGCUGUCCCUCUUCUUCUGCUUAUCUCAUCCUUCAUUCAUUUGUAUCUUUUUAGGGUCUUUUUUUUCUCACAGCUACACCAAUUCUUCUGAGGUUCGAUCGAUUCAGGUUUUUCAAAGCUUUUUAACUGACAGCCAACAUGUUAAAAUCUUAAUCUGUCUUAUAAUAUUGUUUGUUUUUAAUU